GUCUUCCGAUUUCAGUCGUCGUUAGGGUUUUGAGAUUAGACAACAGUCCCAUUCUCAGAAAACCCCUCAGUCCCGCUCAACUCAACCCUCGCGUCUCCGGCGUUCAGAAAUUCGCAGAGAUGAGCAGAUCCGGUCAGCCUCCGGAUCUCAAGAAAUACAUGGACAAGAAGCUUCAGAUUAAGCUUAACGCAAAUAGAAUGGUCAUGGGAACACUUCGUGGUUUCGACCAAUUCAUGAACCUGGUCGUUGAGAACACAGUAGAAGUGAACGGGAAUGAGAGAAACGAUAUCGGCACAGUGGUUAUUCGAGGCAACAGCGUGGUUACUGUGGAGGCUCUUGAACCAGUGAACAAAUCGUAACUGAGUGUACCCUAUAUCUAUUAUGCGGAUCAAUGGACUCUCAAUUAGCAUGUAGUUUUGGAUGCUGUUAUAAAUGCUACUAUUCAGUGGAUGUAAUCCAAUGUAUUCAAGAGUAUACUAAGCUUCCAUCCUGUGCAUGAUUUCUGAUGUGAGUGCUACUACCAAAACAAUUCCAAAUCUCUGAUAAUGGAUAUAUCAACAGCAGCCGUUGGAGUUCGCACGAUCUCCUUUUUUCCUUC
This is a messenger RNA of Punica granatum (pomegranate), 598 nucleotides long. The record is from RefSeq and is a predicted model, not a curated record. NCBI's taxonomy places the organism in Eukaryota, Viridiplantae, Streptophyta, Magnoliopsida, Myrtales, Lythraceae.